Messenger RNA from Acipenser ruthenus (sterlet), 2806 nucleotides. Its product is annotated as homeobox protein six1b-like. Gene Ontology annotation, cellular component: transcription regulator complex; nucleus. The transcript has 3 exons. The record is from RefSeq and is a predicted model, not a curated record. Gene Ontology annotation, biological process: regulation of transcription by RNA polymerase II. The coding region runs from base 905 to 1564 and encodes 219 amino acids. Lineage: Eukaryota; Metazoa; Chordata; Actinopteri; Acipenseriformes; Acipenseridae. Gene Ontology annotation, molecular function: DNA-binding transcription factor activity, RNA polymerase II-specific; RNA polymerase II cis-regulatory region sequence-specific DNA binding.
AGGGGAGGAUAGUAUGAGAGAGGAGUGAGGGGAUAUUGUGAGAGUGAGAGUGAGUGGGAUAGUGUAAGAUCCCCCAACUGCAAAGAAAAUCUAAUUUGAGGAUUUGCAAAUGCUAUUAUCGCACCAAGCUCCACUCCAGGCUCACUGCAGGCGCUGUUAUGCAAAGCUGGAUUUGACUGUGAAAUCACAGCAUUGUCAGUCCGUUCAGCACCCUGCAAAGUGCCCUGUGCUGGAGUGGGUGAGGGGAGGAUAGUGUGAGAGAGAGUAGGAGUGAGAGAGGAAGGCAGUUUGCAGGGUGCUGAAUGGACUGACAAUGCUGUGACUUCACAGUCAAAUCCAGCUUUGCAUAACAGCGCCUGGAGUGGAGCGCUGGGACAGGGAGAAUGCACCCACCCCCUCCUCACCGGAUCAGGUUACCCGGGGGGUGAAACCAGACCCCAGGCUCAUCCCGCCGCUCGCCAGAGAUCCAAUAAACAGCCGGCAGGGAAGGCAGGUGAGGAGAUCAGUGAGCAAGAACCGAAGAGGAGCGACGGGCCUGAACCAGAAACCAGGAACGAGGGAGGAAGCCUGGGAGACGCUGCUAUACCUGACCGCCUGCCAGUCUGCCUGCCUGUCUGUCUCCCUCUGUGUGCCUGCCUGUCUGUCUGUCUCUCUGUCUGUCUCCCUCUGUGUGCCUGCCUGCCUGCCUGUCUGUACCUCACAGUUCCAGUUCAGAGGGGCCAGCAGGUUUGAUCUGGUCGGAUCGGGCUUGUUUCUCUCCUUGUCUCUGGGACUCUGAGCUGCAGUCUCACCUCAGCUUUUUCAAGCCGUCAACUACAGUUCAAAACUACCUUUUCUGUGGAUCAAAAAAGAAACCGAAGAAACCAAUCAGCUGUCCAUCCCACCCUGUACCCUGGAGGCCGUGAUGUACCCCCCGGUGUUCACUCCGGAACAGGUGGCCUGCGUGUGCGAGGUGCUGCAGAGAGGGGGCAGCAUGGAGCGGCUGGGGCACUUUCUGUGCUCCCUGCCGCCCUGUGAUUGGCUGCAGCAUGACGAGAGCGUGCUGAAGGCGCGGGCUCUGCUGGCAUUUCACUGCGGGGAGUUUGGGGAGCUGUUCCGCCUGCUGCAGAGCCGGCCCUUCUCCCCCAACAGCCACCCUGCCCUGCAGCAGCUGUGGCUCCGAGCGCACUACCUGCAGGCAGAGAGGCUGAGGGGCCGACCCCUGGGGGCUGUCGGCAAGUACCGCGUGCGCAGGAAGCACCCCCUGCCCCUCACCAUCUGGGACGGGGAGGAGACCAGCUACUGCUUCAAGGAGAGAUCACGCAAUGUCCUGAGGGAGUGCUACUCUCUGAACCCCUACCCCUCCCCGAGAGAGAAGCGCGAGCUGGCCGGAGUCACGGGGCUGACCGCCACACAGGUCAGCAACUGGUUCAAGAACCGGCGGCAGAGAGACCGGGCCGCCAACGGCAGAGACAGGGAGGGGGGUGAGAGAGUGGCACGCACGCUGGGCUCCCCUGGGAGGGAGGGGUACCCCAGCUCAGACGAGGAGCUCCCUCGCCACCCGCCUCUCCUGGGGGGGUGCUGACGGGGGGGAGGGGCACGGCCACACAGCGCUCACGGGAUGAAGGGGCUGGAACGAAGAAGGAAACACUUCAUUUGACUAACGUUUGGAGUCUUUCACAAAGUCUUUUUCUAGUCAAAGCGUUUAUUUACAUUGUUAGUAGAGGGUGCUGACACUCGUACUCGGAAUUGCCUUUAAGAAGUAUUUAGCGUCCAAUACUAAACAAAUCCAUUCAUUAACGUGUUCAUUUCAAAACAAGAAAAGCUGUCCUUCCCUCAGUUUACAAUUCAGCACCAAUCAAUGGCAAGUAACUGAGUUCUUUAAAAGCCGACAGGAAGCCAAUUUUCCUCUCAUCCAGGGCGCUGACAUUUUUACUGCCACAAUAUUCUUCCAAUCGCCUUUUAAAACAUUGAAAUCAACACAAUAAUUAACAGAUUUGUUUAAUACCUGCCGAUAAAUGCUUCUUAAAAGCGAUUAGGAGUACGAGCAUCAGCACACUCAUUUUCAAACAGACGUGACAAAUUACGAGCUGAUCCUAAUUUCAUUCUUGGAGUCGCCCAGUUUAUCGUUGUGCAUUUCUUAUUUUCACUUGUUUCAGCAUAAUACCCAGUACAGAGUGUACACUGAUAUAGCAAGUCCAGCAUUUCAAAUCUGCUUGAUUUGUAGUCUUUAACUAGUAGUUGUCUCUUUAUUCGGAUGCAGAGACAGAACGACUAAUUAACAUUUAAAGGGAGGUAGAGAUUUGGAAAAUAAAAACCGGAAAGUUCAAGCCCCAGUUAUACUUUAUAAUACAUGUGAAGCACAGUACAGCCUAAUUCAGCAUCGCCUGGGACCGGAGAAUUGUGCCGGAUUGUAUAUAAUGUGUGCAGAGGUACUGGAAAAUCUAAUACUGUACCUAAACAAAAUAAAAGUAGAAAUGACCAACUACUGGCACACUUUUAAAACGGUUCCGGAUUGUAGAGGGGAUCACUCCGUUCAUUUCAAUAGGGGUGUGAUUGGUCUGUAGAGGGGCUGGAUUAGACAGGGUUUGCUGUGAGUUUUAUACAGUCUGGAAAGGGCAGGAUCUGUUGAAAUGCUAACAUAUCUUAAAGCAUCAUGACAAAGUGAACCUCUCUUUAUCAGAAUUGAGGAUGAGGAAAACCUAUAGAGAUGUAUCCAGAAUCAAUCAGGGGCAUAAAAGUAUGAGUUUGUUUGUUUGUAAAAAAAAAAGUCAUUGACCAUCCAGUGUGCUGUGGAGAACAAUAAUAAAACAAUGAUGAAAACACA